AUGACCGACGCCCCCGCCGUCGACGUGGAGAAGGCCGGAGCGCCGGCUGGAGGGGCCCCCGAAGGCUCCGGCGGAGGAGGCGCGGUGGGCGCGAUCGUCGGGCGCUGGCGGCGGCAGGACCUCCUGGACAAAUCCGGGUCGGCGCUGCGGGCGGCGGCGUGGGCGUUCUCCCUGCUCGCCUUCCUCGUCAUGGUCGCCAACGAGCACGGCGACUGGAAGCAGUUCGACCACUACGAGGAGUACAGGUACAUCGUCGCGGUGGGGCUGCUGGCGUUCAUCUACACCACGCUCCAGCUGGUGCGACACGGCGUCCGGCUCAGCGGCGGCCAGGACCUGCAGAGCAAGGUCGGCCUGCUGGUCGACUUCGCCGGGGAUCAGGUAACGGCGUACCUUCUGAUGUCCGCAUUGUCCGCUGCGAUCCCGAUCACAAACCGCAUGCGGGAGGGCUCAGACAACGUGUUCACCGACUCGUCCGCUGCCUCGAUUAGCAUGGCCUUCUUCGCCUUUCUUUGCCUCGCAUUCUCAGCUCUCAUCUCAGGUUUCAAGUUGUCCAAGCAGACCUACAUAUGA
Molecule: messenger RNA, 570 nt
Organism: Triticum turgidum subsp. durum (durum wheat)
Lineage: Eukaryota; Viridiplantae; Streptophyta; Magnoliopsida; Poales; Poaceae
Source: the annotation of a GenBank genome assembly